AUGAGUAGUAUGGGAGGAAAAGGAGGUUUAUUUACUGCUAGUGCUCUUCUGGUAGUACUAGUCUCUUUGAGUUUUCUAUUUGCAGUUGAUGCAUCUGAGGUUCAACCACCAAAGAACAAGCCAAUAUAUAUGCCACCAACACCAACAAAGCAUCCAAUUUAUGUGCCUUCAACACCACCUAAGAAGUCUCUACCAUCAUUACCAAAGAAGCCAAUUCACUAUGUGCAUUCAAGACCACCAAAGAAGCCAGUAAAGCUUGUAAAGCUAAAAUCUCCUCCCACACCGUAUCAGCAAGACCAUCUGCCAUCUACAGUAAUUACAGCUGCCUUAAGACAUAGACAUCGCUUACACUCUCCACCAUCACCAAUAGCUAAUCCUACUCCACAUCCAGCUAAACCACCACCAACAACACCAACACCAAUACCACCAACACCGAAUAAAGGAUCUCCUCCACCACCAACAUCGAGUAAAGGAUCCCCUCCUCCACCGCCAUGCUUACAAGACCAUCAGCCAGACCAUCUGCCAUCUACAGUAAUUAAGCUGCCUUAA
Messenger RNA from Papaver somniferum (opium poppy), 549 nucleotides. Its product is annotated as proline-rich receptor-like protein kinase PERK2. Bases 1 to 549 code for a protein of 182 amino acids. The transcript has a single exon. The record is from RefSeq and is a predicted model, not a curated record. NCBI's taxonomy places the organism in Eukaryota, Viridiplantae, Streptophyta, Magnoliopsida, Ranunculales, Papaveraceae.